Messenger RNA from Phasianus colchicus (ring-necked pheasant), 1730 nucleotides. RefSeq names its product carbohydrate sulfotransferase 9-like. NCBI's taxonomy places the organism in Eukaryota, Metazoa, Chordata, Aves, Galliformes, Phasianidae. Gene Ontology annotation, molecular function: sulfotransferase activity. Gene Ontology annotation, biological process: carbohydrate biosynthetic process; proteoglycan biosynthetic process. Gene Ontology annotation, cellular component: membrane. The record is from RefSeq and is a predicted model, not a curated record.
GUCAUGUAGACUUGGUACUAGGGGACAUGGUUUAGUGGGGGCAUAUUGGCAGUAGGUGCAUGGUUGGACUAGAUGAUCUGAGAGGUCCUUUCCGACCUUAGUGAUUCUUUGAUUCUCUGUCAGUAGAACACAUGAUGAAGGGAGAAUUGAGAUGGAGUUGAGAAAAAUGUUAAGUCAAAGAUCAAAUUCUAUGUUUUCUUGUAGUCUUUAGAGUAGUCUCUUGCAGCCAAGAAAAUGCAAAAAUAUUGGCUACAUGCCAUAGUGUGUAAAAAUGCUGCAUUCAUUUGCAUAAAUAUUGUAACAGUUUAAUGAGGACACCAGUAAAUAGUUAAUAUAUGUGACAGUGUAUUUGUUCAUGUUGUUUGUACUGAACUUGGUAAGAAAUGUCAUUUUUGCUGUUUCAGACCUACAAAAUCUAACCUGUAUUAUGUUUCCUUGUUGACAAAAAGGCAGAUUUCCGGUUUAGAAAUACCUUCAUCUUCCUUCCUGUGAAAAUACUAUGAAUCCGAAGGCAUUAAUUUUCCUUCUCCCAAAUUUUAUUUUUGGGAUAUUUCUUUUCGGAUUUUUCUGUAGAAGACAAAAAAAUCUAAUGGUUGCUGAUUCUUUUCCUGGUCCCACUGAAGAUUGGCUAACAAUUCAAAAUGAUCGCAGAAAUACACUGGCUUCCAUCUGCCAGAAGAACAAUCUCAUUAAAUUAAAAAGUAAACUGGAUUCUCAUGUUGCAAGCCAGAUUUUCGUGGAGCACAAACAUAAAUUUAUCUACUGUGAGGUGCCCAAAGUAGGCUGCUCUAACUGGAAGAGAACUAUUUUUAUUCUCCAAGAAGGCUUGAAUGUGGAAGCUUCUGAAAUUGAGCAUGACCAUAUUCACCAAACCUCACUGAUCAAAAGGCUGAGUGCUUUCCCUCCUGCCAUACAAGAGGAAUUUCUAAACAAUUACACCAAGGUGAUGUUCACCAGACAUCCAUUGGAACGGCUGGUGUCGGCUUACAGAGACAAGCUUCUGCACUUUGAGCCAUACUAUAGUACCACUGUUGCCAAUCAGAUUAAGGCAAUGUUCAGGAAAAACAAAAAUUCCUCUGAAAAAGUGAGUUUCCAGGAGUUUGUCAGUUUCAUUACAUCAAAACCACCAAAUACGCUUGACAUUCACUGGAAACCAAUGUUUCUGCUCUGUGAUCCUUGCAACAUUCACUAUGAUAUUCUGGGCAAGUAUGAAACUCUUGGGUUAGAUUCUGAGCAAGUUCUGAAGGCAAUUGGUGCACCAGAGAGCCUGCAGUACCCCAGCUUGAAGAGAUAUGGCUCAGAGAAACGAACUAAUAGUGAUAUCACCUUGGAAUACCUCAGACAAUUGAGCUCAGAACAAAUUGAGAAAAUACAAAAAUUAUAUCAAAUGGAUUUUCUCUUGUUCAACUAUACUGUGAAAUAUGAGAACUAUUUUUCUCUGAAACGUUAAUGCAGCUUAAACAGUGAAAAUUUUCAUUCAUACAAAAUGAGCUGAACUUGUCCUCAAAAGUGCUUGAUUGAUAGGUAUAUUGCUGAUUAUGAGAUUUUAGUGGUGUUAAGAGACAUGGUUUUAUUCAUUGUAAGCACUCUUAUAAGAAAUAUGUACCCUGAUCUGUAGUACAGUGUUCAGCUGUAUGAUUUUUUUUUUCUUUCUGAUGAUCACAUAAAUAUGUUUGCUUCACAAAGACUGUUUAUAAAAGACAGAUUUUUAGUCAGUUGGUAGAAGAGGA